Messenger RNA from Desarmillaria tabescens, 669 nucleotides. RefSeq lists its product as uncharacterized. The transcript is spliced from 4 exons. Gene Ontology annotation, molecular function: cysteine-type endopeptidase activity. Gene Ontology annotation, biological process: proteolysis. The record is from RefSeq and is a predicted model, not a curated record. The coding region runs from base 1 to 669 and encodes 222 amino acids. Lineage: Eukaryota; Fungi; Basidiomycota; Agaricomycetes; Agaricales; Physalacriaceae.
AUGUCUUGCGAGGAAAUUCCAAGUCAGUCCAACUUGUCCUCUGAUACUAUGCAACACAUUCCAGACCACCAGCCACAAGCAGACAUAAGAACAACAGCCUUUGAUGAAGUCAUCCCUGGUCGCCGUGAUUUCGCAGCGUCCGUUACUCAGCAGUCUAUUCUGCGUGAAUCCCCCUCCUUGAUCCAAGCCGUCCGGUCCGGCCUCGGCCUGUACCGAUUUUGGGCUGUUCUCAUCGGUGUUGAUGCGUACGCGCAAGUUCCCUUGCGCGGUUGCAAAACUGUAUCCAGUGUCUCCUCGGCCCCAAAUAUCCAAACUCUGAUGAUCCGGGAUCCCAAGUCUACGCCUUCCCGCACCAACAUUGUGGAUACGCUCUACAGUCUCGUUAACAACCCUGAAAUUGAGCGAAACGACAAUAUCAUCAUCUACUAUGCUGGGCAUGGCACCAGCUACUACUGUGAAAAGCAUGAUCUCGAGUCUCAAUGCGACAUUUCUUGUCCCAUCGAAGCACUGUGCCCCAUUGAUCGCGAUUACCAGGACUCCAACGGAAAUUGGAUACCUGACAUCAGCGACCGAGAGCUCAACAGCCUUUUCACGCUAAUAAGUCAUGCAAAGGGGCCAAAUAUCACAUUCAUUGCAGACUGCUGCCACAGGCCCACAGUGGUGGCAUGA